AGGAACCAGGAUUUUCUGUCCUACAUUCAACCAUAAAUUGUACAAAUUAUGGUAAUACAUAUGAUUAUUAAGUCAUGUUUCUGGAUCUACAUCUACGUACGGUGUUUUACUUCUUGUCUGUUAACAGCGGUCUUGUUACGGGUUAUCGUGGUAGUCUUCAUACUUUGCGGACUUGUGUAUUUCUAGAUAUGGCAGAUCAGUUAACUGAGGAACAGAUUGCUGAGUUUAAGGAAGCUUUUUCUUUAUUUGAUAAAGAUGGUGAUGGUACAAUUACUACCAAGGAAUUAGGAACUGUUAUGCGCUCCUUGGGUCAGAAUCCCACAGAAGCGGAGCUGCAGGAUAUGAUCAACGAAGUAGAUGCUGAUGGUAACGGCACAAUCGAUUUCCCCGAAUUCCUAACUAUGAUGGCUCGGAAAAUGAAAGAUACAGACAGCGAAGAAGAAAUUCGAGAGGCAUUCCGUGUUUUCGACAAAGAUGGAAAUGGUUUCAUUUCCGCGGCUGAACUCCGGUUAGUUCUGUUUAUUCUUCCUGUGUGAUGGUUAUUGUUAUUGCAAUAUACCCAGCAACCCUAGUUACAACUGAAGUGACCGGUCAGAGUUUGGUAUUUCACCUGGAAAAAUACUUUUCCGUUAAAUAGAGACAUGUAAUUGGUUCUCAUCAUUUGCUAGAGUGGACUUUAAAGUCUUCAUCCUUAAUGCUGUCGCACUAAUAGCCAACGAAACAUCUUAUUGGAAAGAUGGAGCGAUGUGUUGUCAACUCGGGAUGCAUUUUUUGACGCGCAUUAACCGCAUGUUUACUUAAUGCAUGAAUCUAUCCAGAGACCAAGUGUUUGAUACGCUUAUCCUACUGCGAAAUGCAAAACUGCUUCCUAGACAGGUUCCAGCCAUUAAUACUGACUGUAUGUAGCGUCUGGUUUCAUUUUGUAACGACAGCUUUAACUGAAGUGUGGUCAGUGCAUGAUAAUAACUACCCACUUUUUCUUAACUGCAACAAAAUGCUUACCUUAGCGUGGUUGACUGUUAAUUGUGUGUGUUAAGAAUGUUUUCAAACAUUGUUAGGCUGUGGUGUAUUUUUCUGUGCAUAUUAAGUUUCGAACAAAAUGUAUCGACCUUGCUAUCCUGAUUGCCAUUCUGGGCGUUGGAGUUUAAUAUGUACUCUGCUCUCUGAGUUGUUUCAAACAGACUGCAUAGUGGUUAGUAAACCAGUGCUUCGAGUACUGUGUACUUUAUUUGAACGACUUAUGAAAAACGAUAAUGGUCAGCGGAUUGGAAUUGGUGGGAGGUAAUCAACGUUUUGCUAGUGGCAUGCAUGGUUUUCGCGUUAUCCCUUUAAAUUGAAUAGUUCUGCAUAUCGACCCUUGAACACUUGCUGUGUGUAACAGUAAUGUCCCUACUUUUUAGUCGCGUAGUGUCAAUACCAACAUACAUGUUAUUCAGCUGUUUCAAAUUCACUGCGGGGGCAUUGUUUUUGUUCAACAUAUUAUAUAGCUAUGCAUCCGCAAAAGCAGCCUAUAUGUCCUAUCGUUUUUACAGUUUGGUAAAUUUGACUUGGAACACCGCUGGUUGUAGUGUCAGUUUUUUAUUAUGUUACCUAUGGUCUUCUAGUUCUCUGGUUCCGAUAAUGGUCUUUUCCCAACCACGAUGUAAAGGUUUACUUGCGUACACCAAUGUUAGCUGUAUAUUAUGUUAGCAAUUUGACCUACCGCCCUAAAAUAAGUUCUUAUAGCUCUUACAUUGUUGACGUAACGGAAGUGUGUAGGCUAAAAGUGGGCUUCCGGAUUCCUAGCGUUCAUUCUACACAUACGGUUGCUUGGCGCAGCUCAUCACAUACCUUCGGUCUGUUUCUGAUUUUUUAAAAACCAAUACCUGUUUUGCGUCACCAAUAUCUAAAUAAAAGAUGCUGGGAAAAAAGUCAAAGCAUUUCCCAUCAUUAAAAACCGAAAUAGCUGUUGAAAGAACCACAGUGCGUCUGGUCGAUAUGAUCAUAUACUAUAACUUAUAUGGUUCAGCAAGUGUUCUAAUUACUAGGUGACUUUUAGUAUUGAGUUUCCUAGGAAAUCUAAGUCCAUUUCACUGGAGCUUGUUAAUUAAAAUGGUCCCUUGAUUUGUGUUCUACUAGUUGCUUGGCUUCAUCAAAAGCCUAAAUGGUGUACAGUGACAUCCCAAUACUCAUCCGCUGUAGUUAUAGGGAUUUUCAAAGCAAUUUGCUGCUGUUGCGUUGAACACAAAGUUGGUACAACAAUCUGACCAAAGGAUGAGUUGAUGCUACGUACUUUCCACAGGUGUACUUGGGCUGAGAUGACACUCCAGUAGCAAUCACGUCAUAAGUACUUUAACCUCUAUUGCUCGUUAGCUUGGUAUUGCCUGAAUUUCUCUUUCUCCGCUUUUUGUCAGGGUGCAUUCCUGUUCCAGUUUACCCAUCACCAUCAAGUGGUAUGCCGAACUAAAGUGGUUUGCAACUUGGCAUAGCCUGUAUUUGCCAAAACUGCUAAUUACCCCCUAUUUAUGACUGAAAGGGGCUAAUUCGUUAAUUAUUCGUUCUUUGGUUGCGCGCGCCCAAAUAGUGAUGUUACUCAACCGGAAACAUUUGUUUGCUAGGCUCUGAGCCGGUCAUAGCUAAGGCUUGUAUGGAAUAACUGGCUGUGUGAAAAUCAAUAUAUGUAGUUCACGUUAGUUUGUCCGGAGACUUAAAAUAGACAGUAGAAACCGUGUUUUUGGUUAGUUUCUCCAUCUCUUCCGACAGUUGAAACCAAGUGUAAAUAGACAAGCAAACAGUGAAUGAUGAGUCGAAGGGCAUCACUUCCAGUUACUCGUAUCAGUCUAACGUAGGUUAAAUCCCGAAGCAUCUAAAUCACGGGCUUGGAUAUCCGGACCCUCUGAGCUCUAGAUACUACGUAUAGCUGUAAGACUUGACCGUUAAAGGUGAGAUAUAAGGCUUCAGGUGUCUGGUUACCGUUGCCUUCAUAGCACAAGUCGUGUUUUGUGGUGUCACCGUCGGUAAUGUAGAAGUCAGUUGAUGAAGUGAACCCUCAUCUACUCGGGUGGUUUAGACAUUUGUUACGUACGUCUAGUCACCGACUGCCCGUUAAGUUACACCGGACAUGAAUUUGUCUGCAUUGAACGCUUUGUUUUUGUAUAAGGUUGCUCUGAUUGUAUUUACUACUUUAGACGAAGGGGGUUUCAGCUGUAAAGUAAAUUGCUGCAACUUUCUUUCUGAUGGCACUUCAAGAAUCAGUACUUUGGUGCCGGAUGUUACUCACAAAUUAGAAUUGGACUGUGCUCCAUAACACUUGUGCAUAUACUAAGAAGCACGUCUGAACUUCGUUGUUCAUGUGCAUGCGUAAUAGUUUCUUGCACCAAAUAAAAAAAGCAUAGCAAACUAACCACAUUAAACCCGUAGGCAAGCAAUCUAAUUCGUAUGUAUGUCACUUGAGGUACGUUACGAAUGCCUUUAGUUACUGCGAAUCGCUGUGAUUCGAACCCAGACCACCGUAGUGGGAUUCUAGGAGCUAACGAAAUAGAGGUGCUCAUCCACACUAAGCUCAGUGGAUUAAUGCAAUCAGAAUGCAGCUGAGUAAACACGUAAAUGUUCAUACAGUGAGGAAUUAACCCUACUUUCUCUGUGGAGGCUAAUGACUUACUGGCUGCCUGAAACUCAGUAGGUAGUGUAGUGUUCGGUCUUAUGAGCCACUGAUUAGUUUAGUGUCUAUAUCUAUGAGCUACAGCUUCGUUGAGUGUCUAUUCCGUUGUCUCAAAUUUCCGUAUGGUUCUAUGCUUGAGUAUUUGGGUUUGGUCUUAAAGUCUAAUAUUAAACUUGUUCGUAGAUUGUUUGGAGUGUAAGCUGCUAGCCCGCAGUUACGAGGUUUGUAAAUCAGUGCUUCAGGAUCCUAGAUGAUGCAUGAAAACCAACCAAAUCUCGUAAUUGCAUUCACUUCUCUGUUGCUUUAUAGUGUGGGCCCUUGUUUCGCUAAACAUACAGAUUUCCACUUGUUCUCUUUCUGUACUAUUGAAAAGUCUGACAACUUAAAUCUACUUUCCUCUAUUAUGUUAUUUGCAAAAGUAUAAUUGAUAGGAAAUUUAGAUCAAAGAGCGAUGCUUCAGUUGUUACAUAAAUGGAUCCGGCGUAGCUGUGUUACCCUCUGCCGCCUACUUUGUUAAUAAACUGCGACUCACCCGGAUACAGCUUUUUGUACUGGACAUGAAUUCACAUAACUUGUUUGAAGAUUACGACUACUUGGAUACCUAAAUGUCGAAAAAAAGUAUGAUUAGGACACGAAACCUAAUGCCCGGAAGACAAGUGAAAUUUAGGUAGGUAGGUAGGUAUUUCUACUAAUGGUUUCAAAUAAAAAAAAGGAACGGUCUAGCCACUCAUGUAUUACAUCUUUGUAGGACCUAUCAAAAUGGUGCAUCAGUCCAAGUUAUCAUACUUCAAGGCAGCCUGCAAGAAGUGGAUGUAUAGAUGGUAGAGUAAUUGAAAGUACGUGAAGCCCAAGAAGGAUUAAAUUUGUGGAACAUAAAAAGCACUCAUCACUUAAAAGACAGAAAAUUUAUGCGUCUGCAUCACUGACUAAUUUAGAAUCAUAUCACCAAGAGUUUCCAACAAGUAGUUUCUAUCGUCUCUGAAAUCCUCCUGUCUUCCCAACGUGCACCUCCAUACGCAGUCAAAGAUUAUGUGAACUGGCAACUGGUCUUAGUGUGAUGACUCUUAACUUUGUCUCAACACAAACUCGGUCAAAACGAUCAAAUGGCACACUCACGUGAACAUAAAUGUUAGUUGGCGGAUGCCCUUAAUUACGCUUGUGUUCCGAAAGCCAAUUAUCCGGUCACCGCACUCUAGUCCCGGUCUGAAACUGGUCUGAUUUUAUCCAUCUUGACUUAGAUAUCAGACGACUAAUAACCCUGCAAUCUCAAACUCAUUCUUGGUUAUUCUGGUUCGUCUCGUGAUUAUCACCUGUUUCCAGACCUGGGCGAGGGUGCAUUGAUCGUAUGUUGGCCCUUCGACAGGUACCGAUUAACAGGCAUACCUAUCGGCAGCCAACACUUGCCAUAUUUUUUGGCCUAAAAGUGGCAUUUGAUCCAGUCAACCACCGGGUGUUGUGACUAUCUGACCGUGAAGGGUGUGCUGAAAAUUAUAUAAUGCUUAUCAAGGCCCUCUGCUCAAACUCUUGCAGCCCUGUAAGUGUUUAUAGAGAUUUUUCUAGUGAGUGGUGAUGGUGUCCCCCAGGGAUGUUCACUGUCAUCGUCCCUACUCAACUUCAUCAUAGACGGACUAAUGACUUCAUACGAACUGACCUACUCCCUGGUGGUCAUCUGGUUGACUUCGAGUAUGCAGACGAUAUUUUUCCUGAUUGGUGAAAAUACUGACACAUUGCUGGGUCUUCUGAACGUGUUGAACAGAAACCUGAGUAUAUUUAGCAUGCCUUUCGCUGCCACCUGUUAAACGUAAGAUGAUGCUCUAGGACUGAUCUGCAACUACUCCCAGUUCAAUUAUAGAGAGUGAAGUGGUAGAAUGAGUUGGUCACUUCAUUCACUUAGGAAUCGCAUCAGCCCGAAUGAGCUGGCUGCUGACGAACUUAGAUCCGAUGCAAAAAAACCCGUUUGUCACUUGCCGACUUGAGUCACUGUGGCGCCAACCGGCGAACUAUCCGACUAUCUAUAAAAGGACAAGUAUACUGUGCUGCAGUCCGUUCUGUCCAGUUUCACAGCUGUGUGACAUGGCCAUUAAAGUAGAAGCCACGAAGCGAUUACUGGGUUCUGAUCACAGAUGUCAUUGUAGCAUUGCUUGAGUUGGUGGCUCGUACAUGUAAUGCGUAUGCCGAGUCACCGCCUGCCUCGACGUGCUAUGCUAGUGGAAGUUGAAUUAGUUUUGUAGAUGGUUCAAGACGACCAGACCAGGGCGUGGCACCAGUCGAUGAAGUCUCUAACUUGGCCUCAGUCGUGUGGGAGAUGCAGACUGCCAAUAGGAAUCCCUAAGAGGAUGGGAAUCAGUGGUUGAUGACUGUUGGUGACCUGGGUGAAAUUCGGUCACAGUGGUGCACGUGUAUUCACUCUGAUAAUUUCUCAAGCUUGAAUAAUCAUCCUAGCCUUUAUCUUCAUACUACUUUUCUCACACAACUUUGUCUAGUUUGAUAUCACUCGUUUUCUAUCCACUCGUUCUUUGUGUAUAACUGUGAAGCUUGGUAACGUAAACCGAUACAUCUGCGUGCAAGGUCCUACGUUGAUUUAAUCAAUCAGUCACACAAAACGUUUCUCUUGUUAACAAAAACGAUGUGAUAUAAACCCGUGUGAUAGAACUACAUCAGGUUCCCAUACGCUGACUAGUAUCUCCCACUGCAUCACUCAACGUUUUCUCGCCAUGUCUAGUAUCUCUUUUAUAUGAAACUUGCACCAUGGAAUGGAAUAUAUGUGGUGCUCCAGUGAGUGAACUGAUAUCAACGCAUGCAAUUAGAUACAGGUAAUAGUUUGUAUUUUCAGCUGUUAGAGCACAUUGCGUUUUGAGAAGAAAACCACCGAAGAUUCUUCCGAUUUACUUAUUCUUUCAAACUUGGAUUUACCUCGUGUAAAACCUCAAGCCAGAAGCCAAAAACAAGACAUUUGUAGUGAGGGUACGUUCACGGUCUUCUAAGCUCUAAAAACUAUCUAGCUUCAGACUCAGUUUUCGGAUCUGUUUUCACUGCUAGUAUUAUCAUUCUUUUUUACUCUACCGUUUCGGAGCACAGUAGCUGACAACAAUGUACUCUUGUUUCAAGAUUUCUGUCUACCUACCUGAGGAUCAAGUACUGUUCACAAGUUUGUUUCUCAUUGGACAUGACAUACUGAUUGCUUUAUCUGGUGCAUACCAUACUGCUGUAACCGGUUGCUUGUUUGUUAGGUGACUUGUGAGAAACUAUGUUAAGUUUGUAUGGCGUUAAUGAAGUGUUUAGGAUUUUCCGGAAGAGACUAGGAUUCUUCACUUCCGUUUCAAUCUGUAAGUUUUUCGGAAACUGCUGUAAGUAGUUUGGUAUCUGUCAAUUGUUUGUUUCUUAUCAACUGAAAGUUCCUCUGGUGUAUGCGAUGAUAUGCAUUUAUUUUUUAUGCUACUUGCAGACAUGUAAUGACCAAUUUAGGCGAAAAGCUAACAGAUGAAGAAGUAGAUGAAAUGAUUCGAGAGGCUGAUAUUGACGGUGACGGUCAAGUCAAUUAUGAAGAGUUCGUGAAAAUGAUGACGGCGAAAUGAGAACUUGAAACGACACCAGAAAUAAACAUGUCACAUCCACCUGAACGCUCAUUCUGAGCGAACAAUGUAAAGCAAAUUUGUGAUUGCCUUUUUAAGUGGCCCUUUAAAUACGCAUGCAUUGUUUGCAAACUAAGCAACUGAUACUACGGUUUGAGCUUUUCUGGUGUUUUUAUGCCCUUUCGAACUAUUUUGUUUUUCUUUUCUAAACAACUCAAAUGUACGCUCCUACUCUUCGCACACCUUUUCCUAUUUUUUAAUCCUGAAAAAUUGUUUAUCAUUAUCUUUACAAAGCGAAGAACAAUAAAGCCUUUUAUGCCCACCUUUAGCAUAUGGAGCCACAUUUGUUGGGGCAUUGUAUGUCAUGUUAAAUUUGUGUCAUUUUUGGCUUAGAGGGUAAUCGUUGUUUGUGUUGUAAUAAGUUUUUUACAGUUUUUUCAUCCACUUGGGACAAAAAUCUUCAAAGUUUCUUAACUGGGGAUUAUACCGAACAUAGAACUUCGUGUCUUCGAUUUUCGGACAUAGUUAAACUCACCGCAUUAGUAAUGCUUUGACAAAAUGUAUUACGUGUCGUCAGGUUUGUCUUUAUCUGCCGUAUCUUUACGCUGGCAAAAUACGUUAUCAUUCAGUAAUGGUAAAAAACACUAGGCGACUCCAUUAAAUUUUUCCUUAAAGUGCGGUAAUUUAUCAUAGUAUAAAGUUUAAUCCUGUGCAGGGGGUAAGUAAUUGAAAUGAUCUUGAUUUUUUCCCCAUGUUGUUCUGUACUGUUGUUUGCUCCUCAUCUUGAUACGCAUGCCUAUAUGUAGUGCUUAUUUAUUUUCUCAACUGAAUAUCGUCUGUUUUUUAGUCCAGUCUUUUUGUCGUUAUAUUAAACUCAGUGGAAUGUAAAUGCGUACUAGUCGUGUCGUUGAUGUCAACUUUAAGGAUGUUCUGUGUUAUCAUUACCUAUUCCUAUUUUCAGAGUUUGUUACGAUGAUGACAACAAAAUAACGUGCAGUAGCUUACACAAACCAUUAUCAUUCCUGGUAUCUGUACUAGAAGAAGUAAACUACCAUCGUCAAAAACUGCUCGUACACGUUAACAAACUUGUCGACAGUGAUUGUAGGAAAGCCUGAUUUAUAUACAUAUAUAAAUAUAUACAUAUGUAUUCGCAUGUCAUCCUGUCAUUUUUACACGUUUCCUUGACUACCCUUGCUCCCCCUCAAACACAUUUCCUCGCUUUACCACUUUACGAGGUAUUUGUCUUCAUGCUCAUUCUUUUCGUACUGCAUUACGAUUUAUUCUCCGAACACCUUUAGUUAUUUUAUUCAUCAGAUGUUCAUGGUGGGAGUGGUUUUCCUAUUUUUUCCUCUUUAAUUUACUUCCCUUUGUUCUCUGCAUUCCAAUAAUUGAGCUUGUUACUGUACUAUGACUUUGUUGAUGUAUAUGCAUACUUCUCUUUCUCUAUCUUUGGGAAUAGUGUCCUAUUUUCCUCUUGAUAUCAUGAUAAUGUCUGAUUAUUGCAUAAUUGAAAAAGAAUGAAUGAUACACUGACUAUUCGUAUGCUACAUAAUCUUUCCUGACUCAAGUUCAUAAAUGAAAUCAGUUUGCUCACUUAUAUUGUCCCUUCUAUAAAGUUUUAACAUUCAUUUCAUUCCAAGAUUUUUGAAGUUGGUUUGUGAGUCACUGGGAAUCAAGCCAAGGAUUAUCGAGAAAUGUUUUUCCAGUUAUCUCUGGUGUUCUUAGGAGCUUUCGAAAUCUCAAACUAGAUGGCACUCCGAGUUGUUACUUGGUACUAGGUACGGAUAUAGUGUCAUUUAAUGUUUACCUCCGUUGACUUUGUAAUUGUCUACUUCUGUGCUCGUCAAAACACUCACGUGUGCAACAUGCAGCCCUAUUUUAAGUUGCAUUACGACGUGUUGAUCAUCAGGAUUGCGCUAGCGUUUAAGCUUUGAUGACCACUUUAUGGGCAUCUCAGUUCGAUAUACAACUCAAAAUUGGUCAGCGAAAUGUUUUUUUGUGGUUAAGAUGAGGCAUGCCUUUAACGUAUAAUUUUCAUUAACAAAAGGUGUCUGUUGCAAGCCUGUUAGGUAUCGCUUCAUUUUUUGUAGAGAAAGUUCAAUAAAAUGUCGAG
This is a messenger RNA of Heterobilharzia americana, 9325 nucleotides long. Lineage: Eukaryota; Metazoa; Platyhelminthes; Trematoda; Strigeidida; Schistosomatidae. The record is from the annotation of a GenBank genome assembly.